Sebastes umbrosus (honeycomb rockfish) is the source of this 1954-nucleotide messenger RNA. Its product is annotated as high-affinity choline transporter 1-like. Gene Ontology annotation, cellular component: plasma membrane. NCBI's taxonomy places the organism in Eukaryota, Metazoa, Chordata, Actinopteri, Perciformes, Sebastidae. Gene Ontology annotation, biological process: transmembrane transport; choline transport; acetylcholine biosynthetic process. The record is from RefSeq and is a predicted model, not a curated record. Gene Ontology annotation, molecular function: choline:sodium symporter activity. The transcript has 8 exons. The coding region runs from base 1 to 1671 and encodes 556 amino acids.
AUGGCUCUCAACGUCCCAGGUCUGGUCGCCACCAUCGUCUUCUACGCGCUGGUCCUCGGGAUCGGCAUCUGGGCGUCCUUCAGGUCCAAGAGGGAUGAAAGCAGGACGCAGGCGAACCAUGCGGACAUGGCCCUGCUGGGGAACAGAGACAUCAGCCUGGUCAUGGGGAUCUUCACCACUACCGCUACCUGGGUUGGCGGGACCUUCAUCAUCGGCACAGCUGAGACGGUGUACGAUCCAAAGUUUGGGCUGAUUUGGGCCGUGAUGCCGCUGGCAGCAACGUUGGCCUUCACUGUUGGUGGUCUUUUCUUUGCUGAGCCGAUGAGAGACAGGAAGUACGUGACCAUGAUGGACCCUUUCCAGAUCAAGUACGGAACCAGACUGAGUGGACUUCUCUCUGUGGCACCAUUGCUGUCAGAAAUCAUUUGGGUGACAUCAACUCUGAUCAGCUUGGGCGUAACCAUGAGCGUGAUCCUGGAUUUGUCCUACGCUGUGUGCAUCUGGAUCUCUGCUGCUGUGGCCAUCACCUACACGCUGCUGGGAGGUCUCUACUCUGUGGCCUACACAGACGUCAUACAGCUCACUCUCAUAUUUUUCACCUCGUGGCUGUGCGUCCCGUUCCUCCUCAUGAGUCCCACCUCCGUUGACAUCACCACCACAUCCUUCAACCACACCUACCAGGCUCCCUGGGUCGGCACGCUGACUGCAGACAGAGCCUGGCUGUGGAUCGAUAUCUUCCUGCUACUGAGUAUAGGAGACCUGGGUUUCCAGGACUUCCACCAGAGGACGUUGUCAGCCUCUUCAUCAGCCACAGCUAAGUUGAGAUGUUACGCUGCAGCGUUUCUCAUCCCCACGUUUGGGAUUCCUCCUGUGCUCAUCGGGGCAGUGGCUGCAUCUACAGACUGGAACCUGACCUCGUACGGUUCUCCGCCUCCGUUUGAACGAGGUCAGACCGGUUUGAUUUUACCCCUCUCCCUGCAGCACCUGACCCCGCCCGCCGUCUCCGUCAUCGGCAUCGGAGCGGUGGCUGCCGCCGUGAUGUCGUCCACCGACUCCGCCCUGCUGUCUGCAGCCUCCAUCUUCACCUCAAAUAUCUACACGAAGAUCCUGAGGACCAAGGCGUCAGAGAAUGAGAUCAAAUGGGUGAUUCGUAUCGCCGUGGUUUUCUUCGGCCUGGCCGGUACGUCGCUCACCUUCCUGCACACGGGCGUCAUGGCCUUCUGGGUCCUGGGUGGAGAAAUUGCCUACAUUAUGAUGUUCCCGCAGCUGGUCUGCGUGCUUUUCUUCGACAUAUCCAACGGUUACGGCGCCACCGUGGGCUUCCUGUUUGGGUUCCUUUUAAGACUUUUGUGCGGGGAGCCCCUGCUAACGCUGCCACCUGCCAUCCAUUUCCCAGGAUGCACCCUUGAAGACGGUGUUUACGUUCAGUAUUCCCCUAUCAGGACCAUCUGUAUGCUGGUGGCUUUUGUCACCAUAUUGCUGGUCUCCUACCUGGCGUCUCUGCUCUUCAACAAAGGACUCAUACCUGAGAAGUGGGACGUGUUUCAAGUUAAAGUUCUGCCGCAAACACAAACAACAGCAGAUGGCGCCAGCAUCAAUGAAAACCACAACACAAAACCUCUGUGUGAGGACGGUGGAGUCUCAGAUCCAAUGUUGGAAUCAACAUGUUGAUUAAUAUUAACUGAACACUAAACACGGUAUUACCUCUCCUACCAACAUAAAGCUCUUUAAGAUAGUUUUUUUAAAUGACAUGAUGAAACAAAUGAUUCCAUGUUUCUCUGAAUCAAUUGGAGGAACCAGAGGAUUAACUUAUUUGUGUCUUGUGGAGAAUAAUAAAGGUGCAGCAACCUCUGAAAAGUGAAGCCAAUGCUGAAGUGCCUUAAACGUGUAUUCUUUCUAAUAGCCAGCAGGGGGCGACUCCUCUGGUUCCAAAAAGAAGUCUGAUUAUAUAGAA